GAAAAAACGAAUCAACUUCAGCAAACGCGUCGCGAAAGUGCACUGAGAGGGUCAAUUUUUCAGCUAAAAAACCUCACCAUGGCCGACGAAGAGUACGAACGCUUCGAAAUCACCGAUUACGAUCUGGACAAUGAGUUUAACCCAAACCGGGGACGUCGGCGACCAACGAAACAUCAACAGAUUUACGGCAUCUGGGCUGACGAUGAUUCAGAGAACGAUGGCGACGAAGGCACUUCUACGGGUGGCGGUCGACGUCGAGGUCGCCAGAUUGGGAAGAAACCAAAGGACUACUCGGCCCCAAUCGGAUUCAUUGCCGGUGGUAUACAGCAGUCGGGCAAAAAACCUGACCCGGCCAAGGAACGAAAAGCGUCCGACGAGGAAGAGGACGAAGAGGAUGAGGGUGACUCACGGCCACGGUUUGGUUCGAAAGUAACGGCAAACGCUAGUAAUACAUCGUCCGAGUCGGAGGACGAUAAACCACCCGCACAUGAUAUGCGAUCGAUGGCUGGCUUUCGAACAUUCAGCAGUGGUCCGCAGAUAGCGGCCAAAGGUGGUAAAAACGUCGGCAAUUGGGAGCAACACACGCGUGGCAUCGGUGCGAAGUUGCUGCUACAAAUGGGUUACCAACCGGGCAAAGGUUUGGGUAAAGAAUUGCAGGGCAUUUCGGCCCCGAUAGAGGCGCAUCUACGGAAGGGCCGUGGUGCUAUCGGUGCUUACGGGCCGGAAAAAAAGACUGUCGUUGCGGAUGCAAAACAAAAACAGAAGCACGCGGAUGAUACAAAGGCUUUGCCUGCUGGAGGCAAGGAAGAAGAAAGUGGUCAAUGGCGCAAAGAUGGCAAGCAGGGGAAAUCGCGCUACUUUUACAAAUCCGUCGAGGAUGUCAUUGAGAAGGGUAAAAAAUCAACGUUGGCAACAUACGCUCCGUUCGAUAAGAGUGCAGCCAAGCUCAGCCAGGUAACGGUCAUCGAUAUGACGGGACCGGAAAAGCGCGUCCUCAGCGGAUACCAUGCACUCGGCCAGGCAAAGGUGAUCGAUGAGGAGUUGUACGAGCCGACGCUGCUGGGUAACAAAACCACCGUCAAAGAAACGACCCACUUUGCUCUUCCCGAGCUAAUGCACAACCUUAAUCUGAUGGUAGACUACUGCGAACAGGACAUAAUCGCGAUCGAUAAGCAAAAGUGUGAGGCUAAAGAUCGCGAAGAGCAACUGUUGCACGAGAAGCAGAAUCUGCUUCGUAUCAGUGAGCUGGAGAAGGAUUAUCUCCACACGCUGGAUGGAGCGCUUGAGUUGGUUCGUGCGCUAGUCGAACCGGUUGGGGGAGCGAUUGAACUGGAAGAAUGCGAGCGAAUUUUUGUUCGGCUGUACGCUGACUAUCCGGCCGAGUGUAAAGAGUUCGGGCUGUCGGAUCUUGCAGCAGGUGUGGUUGCACCACUGAUCGCGGCACGACUUAAGGAAUGGACUCCGUUCACGGAACCGACGCGCCAUUUGGAUGUGUUUAAACGCUGGAAAUCUAUCCUGGCCUCUGCCAACACGGACAGCAACAGUAGCAAUAGUCUGCUCGAUCCUUACUCGGCCGUUGUAUGGACGGGUGUAGUACCCAGCAUUCGAGGUGCUGCAAAUGAAUGGAACCCGCGCGUUCAUCAACCAAUGAUCGCGUUGCUAGAUGCGUGGGCACCUCUUUUACCCGCCUGGAUACUGGAUAAUGUGCUGGAACAGAUCGUGCUGGUCAAGCUAUCCGCAGCGGUCAUCGAAUGGGAUCCCCUGACCGAUACGGUCCCCAUACACUGCUGGAUCCACCCUUGGAGUGAUCUGCUCGGACCGAAGAUGGAGGGUAACGUUUAUCCGGCGAUACGUGAAAAGUUAGCCCGAGCGCUGAAAGCCUGGCAUCCGGAAGAUCGUUCCGCGAGGGCUAUGUUAACCCCCUGGAAGGGAGUUUUUGCCGAGGAAGAUCUGCAACUGUUCCUUGCGAAAAACAUUAUCCCCAAGCUAGAACUACGACUAACCGAACAGAUCGUGAACCCGCUGCAGCAAGACUUGGAAAUAUUCAACCAGGUGUGGGAAUGGCAUGAAAUUAUCUCACCGCUCCAGAUGGCCACCAUGCUCGACAAGUACUUCUUCCCGAAGUGGCUCCAAACGUUGGUCAUCUGGCUAAAUCAAUCGCCCAACUUUGAUCAAGUGUCGCGCUGGUACCAGGGCUGGAAGGCACAGUUCACGGACGAUGUUGUGCGCCAUCCGAACAUAAAGGAAUGUUUCCGCAAAGCGCUGGAACUGAUGCAGCGUUCGAUUGGGAUGGGAUCGACGGCAGGGGGUGCGUCUAAUUCACCUCCCACGCUGGAACCGAUACCUCCACCACCGAAACCACCUAUCCCGAUGGAUAUGGACGUACAGCAGCAACCGAUGCUUGAGUUUAAAGAGCUCGUGUCGCAAAAGUGUGCCGAACGGGGUAUCAUUUUUGCCCCGAUGCCGGGACGCCGUGAGCUGGGCAAACAGGUGUACCGCGUUGGGAAGCUGUUUUGCUACAUCGAUCGGUCCGUGUGCAUCAUCAGUCCGGAUGGGGGUGUUAGCUGGACACCCAUCUCUUUAUCAGCACUGCUGGAACGAGCCGUCAGUGGGUAA
Molecule: messenger RNA, 2616 nt
Organism: Anopheles marshallii
Lineage: Eukaryota; Metazoa; Arthropoda; Insecta; Diptera; Culicidae
Gene: sip1
Product: septin-interacting protein 1
Exons: 1
Coding region: 79-2616 (845 amino acids)
Biological process (GO): spliceosomal complex disassembly
Cellular component (GO): U2-type post-mRNA release spliceosomal complex
Molecular function (GO): nucleic acid binding
Source: RefSeq, a predicted model, not a curated record